UGGCCGAGACGGGAGUCGGGACCCCGAGCUCGCACUGUUCGCCUUGUGCCCUGCGGAGAAGGCUUCACCGCGCGACGGCCGUGUUUGGCGGCGGCGGCAGCAUGUGAGCGUGCUCGCAUCGUUGGGACGGACGCCUGACUUUGAGCGUCGUUGCGUGCGCUUUCCGUCGCUCGCCUGUUGUACUCCGCCGGCGUCGUGUGGAUACCGGGCGGCGUGCCACUUUAGCCUGCUUCGACGUCGCGUGUUGUCCAUCCGAAUUGUGUGGUCGCUGGUGCGGCUACCGCCUCUCCACUGGCUCCGGUGCUGAUCCUGCCGGAGGCCCCUCACGAUGGAGUGUCGCUGCCCGUCACGUGGCCACCGAUGACGUGAGGCGACCGCGACCAAGCUGACGCGUGCGUAACGGGACAGCGAUGGCGUCGUCUCCGCGGCGAGCACGAUGGCCACUGCUGCGGCUUCUCUCUCUCUGCGUCUGCGCCGUGCUGCUGCCGGCCAGACCGAGCAGGGCCUUCGACUGGGGUUCUUGCAACCAAACGCUCGGCAUGACCAGCGGCGAAAUCAAGGACGAAGACAUCUCGGCCAGUUCCACUCACAAUGCCGCCAGUGUGGGGCCGCAGUUCGCCAGGCUUCUUCGAGAGCUGAACGGCGGCGCCUGGUGUCCGGCGCCGCAGAUCUCGCCGCAGACGCACGAGUACCUGGAGGUGAACCUCCGGACGGUGCACGUUCUCACCUCUCUGGCCACGCAGGGCCGCUUCGGCAACGGCCAAGGCCGCGAGUUCGCCGAGGAAUUCAUGGUGGAGUACUGGAGGCCCGGGCUGCACAAGUGGCUGCGCUACCGAAAUAGGACGCACCACGAGAUCUUCGAGGGCAACACCAACACGUACACGGAGGUGCGGCGCACCCUGGACCCGCCCGUGAUCGCCUCCAAGGUGCGCGUGGUGCCCUACAGCAGCAUCCUGCGCACCGUCUGCAUGCGCAUCGAGCUCUACGGAUGCCCCUGGACGCAGGGAAUCCUGUCCUAUUCAAUACCCCAAGGUGAGCGCCGCGGAACGGACGUCGACCUGUCCGACGCAACUUACGACGGCAUCAAAGACGACAGCUACUUGCACGGUGGUCUCGGACAGCUCACCGACGGCGUCGCAGGCAGCGAGAACUUCAAGCUCGAUGUUUCGGGAUACGGAAAAGGGUACGAGUGGGUCGGCUGGCGCAACGAUUCGCUCCACUCUCAGCCACUCGAGCUGGUAUUCGAGUUCGACGCGGUGCGAAACUUCUCGGCCGUGUUCCUGCAUUGUAACAACAUGCACACCCGCGACGUGCAGCCGUUUCGCGCGGCGCGCAUCUCCUUCAGCGUGGGUGGGAAGCACUACCUGGGCGAGCCGCAGCACUUCAACCUGAUGCCGGGUCUGUUCAACGAGAAGACGCGCAACGUCACCAUACGGUUGCACAACCACGUGGGUCGCUUCGUCAAACUGCAACUCGAGUUCGCCGCCAAGUGGCUGCUCCUCAGCGAGGUCUCCUUUACUUCCGUACCCGCCGUGGGCAACUUCAGCGAGGAGGAGGCCCCCGCGGCGCCCCCGAUCGUGAGCACAGCCAUGAGCGAGGAUCCCAUGUCCAAGCAGUACGUGGGACUGGUCAUCGGCGUGCUGGCCGCUGUCAUCCUGCUGCUCGUGCUCGUCAUAUUCGUCAUUGUGGCACGCAACAGACGCCGAAAGCACAGCACACCCCACGCCAUCCUCAAGCCGCUCGACAGCCGCGUCACCAUAAACAUGAAGGAUCUUGCGUUAGCCUAUUCCCCCCAGUACGUGGCACGGGAAGCUAAUGGGAAUCUUUAUGGCCAGGUUGCCCUUGAGGACCCAGACCCUGACAAGCUGCUGUACCACGAACCCCAAGAUUUUAAGCCCAUCUACCCAGGAACCUACAGUAACGAUUCGACAACGUCCCGAGAGUACGCGGUGCCUGACAUGAACAAGAGCCCCGUGCUGGGAGGCUCGCACAAGUCGUCACCAUUUCCCCAGACGAAGCCACCACCGCCCCCGCCGGCCGCUGAACAGUAUUACGCCGCUACCGACGUCGUCGUUAGCCUGCCCAACAUACAGGGUGUGAGCGGCAACACUGUUUACUCUGUUCCGACGCUGGACCUGUCAUCGGCUGAUGAGAAUUCUGGAGGCGCAACGCUACCGCCCGUGCGAGAAGUUCCCAGGCACAGAAUCCGCUUCAUUGAAAAACUCGGCGAGGGGCAGUUCGGAGAGGUGCACCUGUGCGAGGCCGAAGGCAUUCCCGAGCUCGUGGAUGUGCCGGUCAGUUUUGGUACCAAGACGCUGGUCGCGGUGAAGACGCUACGCAAGAACGCCACCGAACACGCGCGCGCCGACUUCUUGAAGGAGGUGAAGAUAUUGUCCAGGCUUCGCGACCCCAACAUCGUGCACGUGUUGGGCGUGUGCACAAGGGACGAGCCCCUCACCAUGGUGGUCGAGUACAUGGAAAACGGAGACCUGCACCAGUUCCUGCAGCACCACCUGCCCGACACGUUUGCGCCACCCAUUGCCAACAACGUGCUCAGCUACGGAAGCCUCAUCUACAUGGCGACGCAGAUUGCGUCAGGAAUGAAGUACUUGGAGUCACUCAACUUCGUACAUCGGGACCUGGCGACGCGCAACUGUCUGGUCGGCAACGCUUUCACUAUAAAGAUAGCCGAUUUCGGCAUGAGUCGGCAGCUGUACGCCUGUGACUACUACCGUAUUGAAGGCCGGGCCAUGCUGCCCAUCCGAUGGAUGGCCUGGGAAAGUGUACUCAUGGGCACCUUCACGACCAAGAGCGACGUUUGGGCAUUCGCCGUCACCCUGUGGGAGAUUCUGACAUUUGCACGUCAGCAGCCCUUCGCCUCCCUCAGUGAUGAGCAGGUCAUCGAGAACGUGAGCCACUUCUACCACAACGACGGCCUGCAGACGCACUUGCCGCAGCCGCCGAAUUGCCCACGAGAGAUCUACGACCUGAUGCGCGAGUGCUGGCAGCGCAACGACUCGGAGAGGCCAAACUUUAGGGAAAUCCACCUCUUCCUCCAGCGGAAGAAUCUCGGAUACACCCCAGAGUCGUGAGCGGCCGCCCGCUCACCUGGCCUCGCCUCGUCGCGCGCCGCUGGCAUCGUCACUGCGUGACAGCGCCAACGAGCCACUUGUACCCCAAGAAACCCUUCCUUUGUGGUCCAUCUGUCUCCGACACCCCGCCGCAGACAUCGCGUUUCUCGCGAGCAAGCGCCAUCUUCAACGUGAUUGUGUGACGUCGCAAAUGUGUACUUUCUCACGAGACGCCGCGCGCUGAGCACGCUGGCACGAAUCCAAGAACCGAAUUCGCAAAUCAGAUUUGGCACAGGAAACAUACGGCGCUAAGCAAGUUUCCGUAUUGUCAGAUCUCUUCGGGCAUUCGUCAGUCGUGAAUGGCGAGAGCUACCAUGCCGGUGGACUCCAUGGAUCGAGUUCUGCAAAGUCGAGUGUUCGCGGCGGCUCCCGAGGAAAGGUUUAGGCUUAGCAGUAUGAGUUCGCGAUAACUUACGUACUGCACACGGAUUUUUGAAAUGCCAGAAUACCUUGAUGCAUGCAAGGCAAGUGCGUUCUGCUGAACUUUGUGGUGUGGAUUCUCGAGGAACGAGGAAAAAAAAGAUAGCACCACUUCGCCAUCUUGCAAGUGAGCGCCGUGCCUGCACUGAGCCAUAGGCAACUCGGUGGCAGUCUGUUGACACGAAGCCCAGCCCCUCGUCGCUUCCCCAUUUGUGCCAUGAGACUUUUCCCCUGCCUCCCCCCCCUUGUCACUGUACUGGGCACGUGGACUGCUUACCUUCCUUUGUACAUACGACCAACCAAAGUAUAAUAAUGCCUACGUGAAGCACUCCAGAAGAGGACGCCAUGGCGUCAUAUAAAUACACUCUGCCCAGGCUGUAAUAUUUUAGUGGAUUUUUGAUGUGCACGUACUUAUAGACACACCAUGCUUUUGUGUUUAUUGGUAAACACUUUGUCAAGUGCAAACUAGUGUCACUGAAAACUAGUUCCUUUAUUCUGCAGUGGAAUUGUGUCAGUUGCCGUACACGUCUAGCUUGGAAUGCAUCUUGAUGGAACGCAUUGUCAAUGUUUGAUCGAGGCACGAUGCAUGUUAAAAAUGAAACUGUCUUUAUCCAGUAAUCUGCUUGUCUUGUUAUUCUCUUGUAUCUACGUCUGUGAAGAAACAUGGUAAAGGUUGAGCAACUCAUUGUCAUGCCAUUUGUUGGCCUGCUUUGGACAACUAUCGAGGUCACAUUUACAUUUUUUUUGUCCAUCUUCCAUGUGAUAACGUGCUCAACCCUUGUAUAGAUUUUCCUCGAAACCAUGGCAAUAUUUCAGACUUGGCUAAUCUGCCCUUAUUUAUAUACAUAAUUGUGAAAGUCUGGUGGUAUAUCCAGUGAGGACAAAUGACCUCAUGCUUGAAAAAACUGAGCAAUGCAGAACUGAGGAGGCUUCAAGUUUUAUGAAAAAAUAAAGUGUUGUAGGUUCACCGAUAUACAAUACCGUUUCUGACAAAGCUGUGUGCAAGAAAGCAAUACGAGUUUUAAUUAUCAUUUGUUGUAUUACUUUAACUUCCAAUUUAUUGAUGACACAAUGAUAAAUAUCACCACCAAAGGAGUCAUUUCUUGAUACUGGAAACAGUAAAGUCCGAAUCUUAAAGUGCAAAUUGCCAGUUUUUGUUGGGGCCUUCCUCCAUUUUUAUGAAAAUAAAAAUUGCAAAUGAAAUCGAAAUCUAGUACACCAUGUUUAGUGUGUUUCAGUAAUGUUUGCCCCUUUCACAACAAAAUUUGUGAUUAACGGCAUUUUAUUGAGCUUGACCCAAGUAAUAGGAAAUUAGUGCUGGUUCUCUUUACUGCUUUCUUGCCUCCAAUACUAUACUGUACAAAUGCACUUGUCGGUCGUUUGAAUUACAAAACAAUUGCAGGAAACAGAAAAGAAAAAAAAGCUAUGCCUCCAUGGGCUCUGUGUGCACUGGCCAGUCAUGAUCUUAUUGAGCACAAUAUUGCGCGGCUCGAAUUUUUUCUACUGCAGUGCACUCUGAAUCUUUCAGAUGUCGUCAUAGUGUUUCAAGCAGUGCUGUCAUGCUCCCUUGUAGAAUUCUGUGGUUAUUUCUUCGUGACAUCUUGAUAAAAUACUUGCAGAGCUUCAAAUUAUGGCAGGGACCACGUUAUCUCAGACACCAGAGCCCAGUCAAUUGCCCGAAGUUCCUACGGACACAGUGCACAAAAGUCGUCUCCAAAUUGUUUGUUUUCUUUUGUGUGUGUCUACUCUGUAUUCAUGCUGGUGCUCUUUACUGGGGCAGGAACAGUGAGCACAGUUCUCGGAGAAAGAAGUACCCUGUGAUAAGCUGUUGGGUUACCUUAUAUUUCAACCUCAACCAGAGAAUUCUGUAUGAAGGAGGCAAUCUUAGGCGCUGUCACAUUAUUUAAUCAUUUGUUGUAAUGACGUAUUCAUUAGUCUUAGUAAGGAUGCAGCUUUUUGUAGCUGCUACGGAUGUAGACAUGAUGGAUCUAACGACCCAAAUGUUGCGUCGUAUUGGCAAUCGCGAAGAGCAAGGAGAAUUACGGGGUUGUAAAAUUCUAGAAUGAACACCAAGAACUGACUUAGAUGGUCUAUCAGCAUGUUUAAUUUUUACAUUGGGGUUAGAACUGCAGCCUAUGUAGUUUCUCUGAGAAGUCUAUAUUUUUAUCAAUUAAGGAUUGCGUAAUUUAAGUCAAUGAGAAACACUGUAAAUGUCAUUACCCUUGUAAUGCCAUGGCCUUAAGUUCAUCCAUCAUUCCAAAAAUAUACUCUGGAAAAGGCGUAGUUUUCUUGGGCAGUUUCCUCAACAUUUGCAGCUUCCAGGCUAGAUUUAUUAGGCUUAUUAGACAUUGUGGAGCCAACAUCACAUGAAGCUAGGAUUGAUGUUCAUAGAAGAUUGGCUAUUGACUAUCAACACUUUUUUUUGUGCUAGGCAUUGUAAUUCAUUGUCGUGCUGGAACAUGUAGCUGGAGCAGUGGACUAAUCAUACGUGCACGGAGAUUACGUUAGCCAUAAAAUCAGCAGUAUUGAGUCACUAGAUAUUCAUCAAUGAAAGAAAGACGAAAUUACCUGAGCAAGCGGCGUUCGUGUGUUGGUACAGAGGAUUUCCUAUGUAGAGAGGCUUUUCUCUUGAAAUUAGAUACAGUGAUUAGAUCGUUGUAUCUAAUCUCCAGUUUGAAAUUAAUAAGCUUUGGCAACAUAUUUUACUACUAUGUGUCCUCUUCAUGAGCUUACCACUACAUGUCGUCAAAAGUCAGCACGUUCUACAUUCAGGGAGCGACCAAACACUCCUAAAAGAUCCAGCUACUUUUUUACUUGUUAAAUGUGUGAUGAUUACGUAGUUGCUGUACCGAGCCUUUUCAUUGCCCCCCAAAAAAAACCGUUCUUAGAAACAGCGCCAGGAGAAAUUCACCAAAUGAAAGCUUCUUUCUCUAAUUUUAACGCAGGUAUAACUAUUAGUUUUUCAUGCAUAGCGCAGACCACCAUGGCGCGUCAGUCUACAGGGAGUACGACAGCUACUGUCUUGUCACUAGGUAUUUUUUUCUGCUUUGUAUGACUUUGUGCCCGGGUAUUCCUUUUUUUCCCCUGUCGCCGCACAGAGCAAGAGGCGACGCCUGUUUCCAAGGCGCGUCCGCGAAAUGUGUUACCCACGUGUGUGUGCAUGUGUGUGCGUAUGCGCGUGCGCGUGUGAUGUGUACGUGAGUGCGAAGACGAAGGCACGGGACUGCCGACGCCCUGCUGUACUGCACCUUGGUUCCCCUGGUCACCGUUUGUGCACACUUCUCGUCGCAAGCUCUUAGGAAAAUAACGGACAAUCUACUGCCAAUAAAGCACACGGAUGAAAUAAAAGAGAAACCCUACAGCACAGA
This is a messenger RNA of Rhipicephalus sanguineus (brown dog tick), 6919 nucleotides long. RefSeq names its product discoidin domain-containing receptor 2 (gene Ddr). The record is from RefSeq and is a predicted model, not a curated record. Bases 411 to 3092 code for a protein of 893 amino acids. The transcript is spliced from 14 exons. Lineage: Eukaryota; Metazoa; Arthropoda; Arachnida; Ixodida; Ixodidae. Gene Ontology annotation, biological process: protein phosphorylation; positive regulation of kinase activity; cell surface receptor protein tyrosine kinase signaling pathway. Gene Ontology annotation, cellular component: signaling receptor complex. Gene Ontology annotation, molecular function: collagen binding; ATP binding; protein tyrosine kinase collagen receptor activity.